UUUUUUUUUUUUUUUUUUUUUUUUUUUUUUUUUUAAAUGAAAACAAAAACAGAAAAAGGAAGAGUAGUACUUGCUUUCUCUUUCUCGAUCCCUCUCUCUCAAAAUCGCUGCUCUCAGUUCCUCUCUCACCCGCCGGCCGCUGCUCUCAAUCCCUCUCUCCCUGCUCUCAAUCUCUCUCCCUCACCUCGCCGUAAAGCCGUUCAAUCUUCCGCCGCAGCCGCACCGCACUCACUCUUUCUCUUCGUCUCGUUUGAGGUUGCUUCAACCUAUAAAAUCUUUGUGGACAUUGAAGGGAGUUACGUUGGUUUCUAAUGGCUGGACAGAUGUGCAAAGGAGGCCUUUGAUAAAUUUUAUUGGCAUUUGUGAAGGAGGACAUAUAUUCUUAAAAGUCGUUGAUGGCUCUGAUGAAUAUAAAGACAAGUUUUACAUGACCAACAUAUUUAAUUCUAGAUGGGCAGACAUUGAGUACGCCCCUGAUAAAAUUUCCUCAAAAAAUUUGCCCAGGCUCUCUAACAUUCCUGGAGUCGCCACUGACAAGGGGUGGGAUGAGAAAAAAUCUUUGAUUUAUGAGCCCAAUGGGCCAUCAACCCACAAAAUAUGUUCGAUGUUUUCUCUCCGCGCCUCCCAUGUAUCUUUUAUACCCCAAAUAUUCCAAUUUUGCUCUUGCUAAAAACUUCGAUUUGCAGAAAUCGAAGUUUUUUCUAGUUCAAAUUCAGGAAAAAUUCGGUUAAUAGGAACCGAAUUUUUUUUGCCAAUAGUAACCGAAAUUUUUAUUGAAGGGCAAAAAAGUAAAUUCAGGGUGAAAAAGAACCCUGGAUGAAAUAAUUGGAUUCUGUUUCAUAUUCUUUGUUCAGAAAUGGAAUCGAAUUAACACAGUUUCAAAAAUUUCAAUUCAACUGUUGCGUUUUUUGACAGAAGAAUCAAAUCAAAUCAAAUCAAAAUUGAGUGGUGUGGUUAAUAAAAUGGGAGGUGAGAAAACGAAGAGAGUGAUUUUCGUGACAGUAGGAACAACUUGUUUCGACGCACUUGUAAAAGCUGUUGAUUCUGAAACACUUCAAAAAGAGUUACUUGCAAAAGGGUAUACCCAUCUUCUUAUUCAAAUGGGUCGUGGAUCCUAUCUUCCUACCAAGUCUGAAGGAGAUUGUAAUUUGGUGGUAGAUUACUUCACUUUUUCUUCCAGUAUUGCAGACCAUAUCAAAUCUGCUUCUCUUAUCAUUAGCCAUGCAGGGUCAGGUAGCAUAUUUGAGACGUUGAAGCUAGGAAAACCUUUAAUUGUGGUUGUUAAUGAAGAUUUGAUGGAUAAUCAUCAAAGUGAACUAGGAGAAGAACUUGCCAACAGAAAACAUUUGUAUUGUGCUAGUCCUCAAACACUCCAUCAAACCAUAGUGGAUAUGGAUUUAAACGCUCUUGUUCCUUACUCUCCAGGUGAUGCCACACCAGUGGCCAAGCAUAUCAACAGAUUUCUUGGUUUUACCGACGAUUGAUCUGGCUUUCCUUUUUCUGGUUCAACGUCUCCGAGGCAAUUUUUUUGCUCUAUUAUCUGAGACUGUGUUUGUAAAGUUAAGAACUCUUGCACUUUGGUAUUACUCAUUAGACAUGUAACAUCUGCAGGUAAUGCUAAGUUGUGAUCCUCAAAUUUAGUCGCGAGGAAAAUUGUUUAAGAAAGGGGGAACUGUCUCCUGCAUGUUCAUAUUGUGUACUUGAUGUUGAGGUUAAUCAGGCAUCAUUAACCUAUUUGUACUGUUUGUUUCUA
Trifolium pratense (red clover) is the source of this 1753-nucleotide messenger RNA. Its product is annotated as UDP-N-acetylglucosamine transferase subunit ALG13 homolog. Gene Ontology annotation, molecular function: hexosyltransferase activity. The transcript is spliced from 4 exons. Gene Ontology annotation, biological process: dolichol-linked oligosaccharide biosynthetic process. NCBI's taxonomy places the organism in Eukaryota, Viridiplantae, Streptophyta, Magnoliopsida, Fabales, Fabaceae. Bases 963 to 1484 code for a protein of 173 amino acids. Gene Ontology annotation, cellular component: extrinsic component of endoplasmic reticulum membrane; UDP-N-acetylglucosamine transferase complex. The record is from RefSeq and is a predicted model, not a curated record.